CGGCGGCCAUUUUGUCUUGUCGGCUCCUCUUUAGAGGAGGGUUUUCGGCCUGCGAGUGGGCCGGAGGGGUUGGCGGCGGUGUCGCCGGCGUUUUUUUUGGCGGGUGCCAGGGCUGGUGGGAGCAGCCGCCCGAGGAAAGCACCAUGAUUUCGGCCGCGCAAUUGCUGGAUGAGUUAAUGGGCCGAGACCGAAACCUCGCCCCGGACGAGAAGCGCAGCAACGUGCGGUGGGACCACGAGAGCGUUUGUAAAUAUUAUCUCUGUGGUUUUUGUCCUGCGGAAUUGUUCACAAACACUCGUUCUGAUCUUGGUCCAUGUGAAAAAAUUCAUGAUGAAAAUCUACGAAAACAGUAUGAGAAGAGUUCUCGUUUUAUGAAAGUUGGCUAUGAGAGAGAUUUUCUGCGAUACUUACAGAGCUUACUUGCAGAAGUAGAACGUAGAAUUAGACGAGGCCAUGCUCGUUUGGCAUUAUCUCAAAACCAGCAGUCCUCUGGGGCAGCUGGCCCAACAGGCAAAAAUGAAGAAAAAAUUCAGGUUCUGACAGAUAAAAUUGAUGUACUCCUGCAACAGAUUGAAGAAUUAGGAUCUGAAGGAAAAGUAGAAGAAGCCCAGGGAAUGAUGAAAUUAGUUGAACAGUUAAAAGAAGAGAGAGAAUUGCUUAGGUCUACAACCUCGACAAUUGAAAGUUUUGCUGCCCAAGAAAAACAAAUGGAAGUUUGUGAAGUGUGUGGAGCUUUUUUGAUAGUAGGAGAUGCCCAGUCCCGGGUAGAUGACCAUUUGAUGGGAAAACAGCACAUGGGCUAUGCCAAAAUUAAAGCUACUGUAGAAGAAUUAAAAGAAAAGUUAAGAAAAAGAACUGAAGAACCUGAUCGUGAUGAGCGUUUAAAAAAGGAGAAGCAAGAACGAGAAGAAAGAGAAAAAGAACGGGAGAGAGAAAGGGAAGAAAGAGAAAGGAAGAGACGAAGAGAAGAGGAAGAAAGAGAAAAGGAAAGGGCUAGAGACAGAGAAAGAAGAAAGAGAAGUCGUUCCCGAAGUCGGCACUCAAGCCGAACUUCUGACCGAAGAUGCAGCAGGUCUCGGGACCACAAAAGAUCACGAAGUAGAGAAAGACGGCGAAGCAGAAGUAGAGAUCGACGAAGAAGCAGAAGCCAUGAUAGAUCAGAAAGAAAGCAUAGAUCUCGUAGUCGGGAUAGAAGAAGAUCAAAAAGCCGCGAUCGAAAGUCAUAUAAGCACAGGAGCAAAAGCCGGGACAGAGAGCAAGAUGGAAAAUCCAAGGAGAAAGAAAAGAGGGGAUCUGAUGAUAAAAAAAGUAGUGUGAAGUCCAGUAGUCGAGAAAAACAGAGUGAAGACACAAACACUGAAUCAAAGGAAAGUGAUACUAAGAAUGAGGUCAAUGGGACCAGUGAAGACAUUAAAUCUGAAGUGCAGCGUAAGUAUGCACAGAUGAAGAUGGAACUAAGCCGAGUAAGAAGACAUACAAAAGCAUCUUCUGAAGGAAAAGACAGUGUAGUCCUGCAAAACAUUUUGAGGUACAUUGUUUUGUCUCAGCUAUUUUGUAGCAGACUCGUGCCCCCGUUAGUGUGCCUCUUUGGAAAUUAUUGACCACGUUUGUAAUAUAGUCGCCAUUGAAAAGUUAAUUAUCCUUUUUUUAGGGAUUUUGCUGUCAUUUCUUUUUUUUUUUAAUAAAAAGGUUGAACUGUUUUUUUUUUCUUUUUGGUAUUAAGUCCAUCUUGUGUUGGUACAUUGGCAGAGACAUAUGCUUUAAAAACUUAAAUAUUUCUGAGGCACAUGUUGGACUACUUUGUUUUAAUUAAACUGCUAGUAUUUCUUUGUCAAGGAUGUUUCUAGUUUUUUGCUUUAUUGCCUUGCAUUCUAAUGCAGUUUGUUCUGUAACUCGAGAGCCAGUAGCAUUGGAUUGAUGGAAGUGUAGGGUUUAUGAAUUAUUGCAGCUGACUACCAUACCUCACACAGCGUUGGUGUUGUGAGCGGCCCAUGAAAAGCCAAAUUAAAAAUCAAGGAUUCAGUCAAACUAAGCAGGUACUCAUGCCAGGUACUCCUUUCUCUACCCACAUCCAUGUUUGAAUGCUAUUGCCUGUGAUCUUUACGCUUAACUGUUGUGUAUCCUUUUUGUUCUUUACAAGAAGCACAGAGGGGUUUUUUGUGUAUUGUGUGAAAACUUAUAAAUCAAAUGUUAACAGAAUGGAAUUUUUUUUCAACUGUAUGUAGGGAUGCAGUGGUGCCCAGAAUUAGAUAUCUUUAAAGAAUUUUAAAUACAAUAAACACUUCAUAUUAUUCGCCUUGUUACAUUCAAUGCAAUUCUCAAGUCUUUAAGAGGUAUGUGUUUAAUAUUUCCUACUGUGUAGGAGAAUUUGCAGUCCUCCAUAGAUACACAGGAAUAGUCACUGGCUGAUACACUUACAGCAGCAGUGAAUAGUAAGGACAGACACCUUCAAUCUGUGAAAUACAAAGAACGGAUCAACCAUAUAGGAUGAAUUUGGGUUUUUAAAGAACUAUUAAAUUCAGGUUUUAUAAGAGUUCUUAAAACCUGUGAACUGUUCAUUCUUUGGGCUAGUGGCAUGGGAUAAAAUAUUCCUAAUGAAAGGAAGUACAAUUAGUUGAUUUGUCAAUGGCAUUCCUUGUCUAGGACAGUAAUAUAGUGUUAUGUGUGUGAGCCAUUCACACAUAGGCAAGCAUACACAGGCACAUGGCUUUAAGACCGCACUGAUGCCUUGAUAAUUAAAAAGAAUACAAACAAUCCAUAUACAUAUAUUAAUUAGCAGUUAGUGACUGGGCCAACACUUAGUCAUAAAAAUUUGCCUUUUAUGUGUUGUCUAAUUAUCAUUUUUCCCCAAAUUUUGCAUUGUAGGACUACUGUUCGAAGAUUUUUGGAAGAAUACUGAAAACGACAUAAAAUGAAGAUCGACAUUAAAAUGAGGUGAAAGAAAACUAUAGUGGCAUAGAAAAAGUAUAAAGCUCAGUUAGUUGUUUGUUUUUUUUUUUAAUUAAAAAUUAAUUCAGGACUGAUGUGACCUACCAGAUUUCAGAACAUGUGUUAAUAGCAUAUAUAUGCCACUGAAAACUUAGGUCCUGUAUCAUAUUUUUUUCUUUAAGACUUUUUAAGAAAUAUUACUUAACAUGUGGCUUGCUCAGUGUUUAAUUGCAAGUUUUCAUUCUUGGACUUUGAAAACGGGAUUAAACGUUAGUAUUUGUGUGAAUCAGACUAAGUGGGAUUCCAUUUUUACAACUCUGCUAUACCUAGCCUUUGGAUUUAGAAGUGAAAAUAAAGUAUCUCUGACUUUCUGUUACAAAUUUGAUUGUCUCUGUCAUUGAAAAGUUUUAGUAUUAAUCUUUUUCUAAUAAAGUUAUUGACUCUGAA
Messenger RNA from Equus quagga, 3375 nucleotides. RefSeq names its product LUC7 like 3 pre-mRNA splicing factor (gene LUC7L3). The record is from RefSeq and is a predicted model, not a curated record. The coding region runs from base 144 to 1601 and encodes 485 amino acids. Gene Ontology annotation, biological process: mRNA splice site recognition. The transcript is spliced from 11 exons. Gene Ontology annotation, molecular function: mRNA binding. Gene Ontology annotation, cellular component: U2-type prespliceosome; U1 snRNP. NCBI's taxonomy places the organism in Eukaryota, Metazoa, Chordata, Mammalia, Perissodactyla, Equidae.